Fomitopsis serialis is the source of this 1569-nucleotide messenger RNA. RefSeq names its product GWT1-domain-containing protein. The transcript has 10 exons. The record is from RefSeq and is a predicted model, not a curated record. Gene Ontology annotation, biological process: GPI anchor biosynthetic process; protein localization to plasma membrane. NCBI's taxonomy places the organism in Eukaryota, Fungi, Basidiomycota, Agaricomycetes, Polyporales, Fomitopsidaceae. Bases 1 to 1569 code for a protein of 522 amino acids. Gene Ontology annotation, cellular component: endoplasmic reticulum; membrane. Gene Ontology annotation, molecular function: glucosaminyl-phosphatidylinositol O-acyltransferase activity.
AUGACCGACUACAAGACGUCGAAAGAGGCCUUCGUAUCUGGCAUGACAGGGUCCAGCAUCAGACACAUUAACAUGAUCUCUCUGGCUGCACUCUCCUCUAUUGCAUUGUACUCUGCGCUCCGGACGCGUCUGCCCCCCAACAGGUCCGAGCAUUUUGCUUUGGAAAUGCUCACGCUCGUCCUUCCGCUCCUUCUCUCGAUAACCCUAUACGCGAAAGCUCCUGUAAUUCUCAAUAUCAUGCUGCUUCUUCCGACUACGCUGCUGCUACUCAUACCGCGCCGCGAGACUGGCAGACCUCGCACUCCAGAUCCCUCUGGCGGCAAUUCGCCAUCUACCAGCGCCCUCAUACCACGACUGCCGGCUCUGACAACGUAUCGUGCGCACAUGCUGCUGUUGACGUUCCUAGCCAUCCUCGCUGUCGAUUUUCGCGUGUUUCCGAGGAUGCUCGCGAAGUGUGAGACGUAUGGUGUGUCGCUGAUGGACAUCGGCGUAGGGUCGUUCAUCUUCUCGCAGGGCAUUAUAUCCGCCGUACCUCUGAUCAAGAACCCUGCGUAUCUCACCCAGCCGCUCUUCCCAAAGGUGGUCACGACGGCCCGCAAGUGCCUGCCCAUCUUCGUGCUGGGCUUCGUGCGGACGUUGUCCGUCAAGGGCGUAGAGUACCCCGAGCAUCAGACAGAAUAUGGGACCCAUUGGAACUUCUUCAUCACGCUUGCCUCCAUACCUAUCCUUGAAGUCCUUUUGCACCCGGUGAUGGUCCGCUUGCCGAUCUCGCUUCUAGGCGUCUCAGUCGCGCUCUUGCAACAACUCGUAUUGAGCCACGGCCUAACGGACUAUGUUCUCAACGCGCCGCGCACCGGCCUAAUCAGCCAGAACAAAGAGGGCAUCGUCUCCCUAUCUGGGUAUCUUGCCGUUCACUUGCUCGGGCUCUCAACGGGGACGCUGCUCCUCCCGCCCACGCCGUCCUACUUCCGCAAGCGCCAGCAAGAACUCGCUAGAGCGCGCUCACCUCGCCGGUCUGCGCACACGCACGACAGCGACUCCGAGAGCGACGACAGCACAGGCCCACAGCGACUCCGCCAGACGCACGCAUCGACCGUGGAGCGGCGCGAGAACGACAAGACAGCGAUCGAGCUGUGCUCGUACGCCGUCCUGUGGUGGGUCCUCCUCGGCGGGAGCAAACUGCUCGGCAUCGGCGACGGUGUCUCCCGAAGACUAGUGAAUUUGCAGUACAUCCUCUGGAUCGCGGCGUACAACGUGAGCUUCAUCCUCGGCUACAUGUGCCUCGACCUCGCGUUCUUCGCGUCGCCCCUCUCCAAGUCGACCUACUCGCCGUACUCGAAGCUCAAGGUGCAGCACGACCCCGGGAGCGCGCCGGCGCUGCUUGACGCGAUCAACAAGAACGGGCUGGCACUGUUUCUACUGGCCAACCUCGCCACCGGCAUAGUGAAUUUGUCGAUGAAGACGAUGUACGCGUCGGACGCGGUGGCGAUGGCAGUGCUCUCUGCGUACGCGCUCGCUAUCUGCGGUGUCGCGUGGGUGUUUAGAAAUAGACGGCUUUGGCACUUUUGA